UUACUAACAAACAGUCUUAAUGCAUUUCUUCUAAGAGAAACACGUCAAAAAAAAGUUAUGGCAAGCGGUUCGGAUUUUACUACUGAGCAACUCUUGAGUGAUCUCUUCAAAUGUGUCAGUGUGGAAGCAUUAAAAAAUGAAAAUAUCCAAAAGUACGAUUUGAAAAUUUAUGGUACAGAAGAUAAGAUAGAGCAGUACGGGAGCGAUAUCGCUUUUGUGGAUAUUUCAGCGGAAAAUUUUAAUGAGGAACGUAGGGAUUAUAAUUUGGUUUUGAAGUAUGGACAUACGCAGAAAAAUGUUAGGAAUAAGGUGCCGAUUAGGGAUGGAUUUAAGAGGGAGAUCGUGGUUUAUACUCGGUUAAUCCCUUGCUACCAACGUUUCCAACAAGAAAAAAACAUACGACCUUUGGACUUUAUCCCAAAAUGUUUCCUGACUAAAUACUCGGACACUGACGAAAUCAUUGUUCUGGAAAACCUCAAAUCUAUGGGCUACGAAACCCAAGACAGACACAAGCCGAUGAACCUUAGUCAAAUUAAGCUUGUCCUCGAAGCUUAUGCGGAAUGGCACGCCUUAUCCUUUGCCCUGGAAGAUCAAAAAGAUCCAGAAUAUCUGGAAAUAACGAAAUCUUUCCGGCUGAACCCUUGGAAACCGUAUUUUCAAAACCAGCUGGGUGAAAUGAUCGAUUUUGCCCAGCAGAGCCUGUAUGCUAUUUUGGAGCAAAAUGGAGAAACGACGUUAUUGGAGAAAUACCGGAAUUUAGUUGGAUGUGAUAGCGCCAGAAUCGUGUUGACUGAGCUGAUGAGUGCUAGUGAGGAUACCGCUGUGAUACUGCACGGAGAUUGUUGGAACAAUAACUUUUUGUUCAAAUGUGAGGAUAAUGACGCGAAGAAAACUUCUAGCGCCAAAGUAGCCAUGUUCGACUUUCAGAUGUCAUCCAUAAGAAGUCCCGUGUUUGACUUAAGCCAUUUCAUUUACUCGGUGGCCUCUGACGAAGAAUUACUGCACUUUAUAGAACUUAUGGAGCAUUACUACUUUCACCUCUCACAAAACUUGACGAAGCUUGGAAGCGAUCCAGAGAAAAUAUUCCCAUUUGAAACAUUAAUAUUGCACUGGAAAAAAUAUUCUGCUUAUGGAGCGGUCUUGUGUCCAUUUAUUAUGAUGUACUGUUUUAUCGAUAAGCAGGAUAUGGCGGAUUUUGGCGUAUGCCAAACUUUAAAGAAUGCCACUUUAAAAAUUGAUUAUAUUAGGCGAACUAUGGCUGUUGCAAAGCAUUUUGUAGAAUGUGAUUUUUUGGUUUGAGUUGUAAAGAUUAUUUUACAGUCUGGCACUUUGAUAUUGAACUUGGCACAAAAUGAGUCCUAUGGCAAUGAUUUAUAAAGAAUGUAUUGAGCAAUAAAUUGUUCUUACUGUA
This is a messenger RNA of Anthonomus grandis grandis, 1411 nucleotides long. RefSeq lists its product as uncharacterized. Lineage: Eukaryota; Metazoa; Arthropoda; Insecta; Coleoptera; Curculionidae. The transcript is spliced from 3 exons. The record is from RefSeq and is a predicted model, not a curated record. Bases 58 to 1299 code for a protein of 413 amino acids.